Seminavis robusta is the source of this 2515-nucleotide messenger RNA. NCBI's taxonomy places the organism in Eukaryota, Bacillariophyta, Bacillariophyceae, Naviculales, Naviculaceae. The record is from the annotation of a GenBank genome assembly.
GUGAAACAUGGAUGAGUGUGAGUUCAUGUACGUCAUAGACCCUUUUGCUUCCCGAAGUCAUUGGAAAAUGCGACCGUUUGCGCUUUUGAAAGAAAAACACCACAACACCUCACAGGUAAUCGUCAGUCUGUGCUCAUCAUUCCUUCAUCAUUCUCUCAAAGUAGUAGUCUGAGUUGCCCAGAAUAAGAGACAGGAGGAGGAUCAAGACGGAUCGAAUAGGCGAGAUGGAGGGUAUCCGGCAUGCCUGGAGAGUGUUAACUUUUUCGGACGUCCCGAGCUCUCGCAAUGAUGCCGCAAGAAACAGAGGAGGAAGAAGUUCCUGGGUCAGCCGUCGUCAUCGAGUUCCAUUGCAUCGAGCUUGUAGUCAGCCAUCUUCGGCUGCACGACGUUCCUUUCGUCCUGGAGCUUACCAAGUGACCAAAAGCCAAGCUCCUUCUAGAGAGCAUCGAGUGGCGAUUCCAGAAGGAACUGCCCCUGGAUCCACUUUCACUGCCACUGUGGGCACACACACUGUUCAGGCUCAAUGUCCGUCAAACACUACUGCUGGCAAUUUUGUACGUGUCAUGGUUCCCGGAGAACCAAUCACACGCCAGACGUUUUUGAAAGUGGCUCCCUUGACAACAACGACAACCAGAAACAACACAGCACCUACUCACGACCGGCCCCCCAAAAUCAAAGUUUCGAUACCCACACAUGUUCAACCUGGAAUGACAUUCCAAGCAAACAGCCGAGGCGAGCGAUACUCCAUUGUUUGUCCCAACAAGAUCCCUAGAAAUCGCAGAGUCAAGGUCGUGCCUCUCUUGCAAGAACACCACGGACAUCACAUGGAAGCCACAAACAGCGUGUCUUGCUACACAGCAGAUCAGGUCUACAGCGGACAGUUUGCUUUCGUUAGACGUAUUGUUAUCCAGCAUGGCAGGGAUAAACGAUUGCCUACUGGAAGUUUGUCCUUGGUUCCAGUUACUGCAACAGCUUCUGCUCCGACAGUUACUUUGCUGAAUUCACAGGGACACCCAUGGCUGCAACGGCCAGAGGACAAGGCCGAACCCAAUGGUUUGCAUGACAUCAAGAACAAGCCAUUGCAGGAAAAGAUGCAAUGGUUCCAAAGUGUGGUUGGGGUCAGCUGUAGCAAGGUGGAGGAUCCAACAACAACCAACAGCCGCCAUGUCAAGCUUGUGAUUCGUCGAGAUCACUUGGUAGAAGAUAGCAUACGAGCCGUCAUGAGCCUGGGGACGGAACAACUGCAACAGCCGUGGAAAAUACAAUUCGUUCAUGAACCUGGAGUUGAUUCGGGUGGUGUGUCUCGUGAGUGGUUCCAAAUCACAUCCAAAGCCAUCUUAAGUCCGGAAAGUGGACUAUGGGUGAGCAGUCCCAACAAUCAAAGUUGCCUGGUUGUUAAUCCUAACAGUGCGAGCGACUGCAAUGACCACCUCGUCCAAUUCCGGUUUGUCGGGAGACUCCUUGGUCGUGCACUGUUGGAUCAGCACAUGGUCAUGGGCCACCUUGCACCUUACCUGUACAAGCACAUUCUGGGUCAGCCCCUUACCAUGCAGGAUUUGGCGGAACACGAUCAAGCCUACGUUGCGGCGCUUGGCAAGUUGAGAGAACUUCUUGACGCUGACGACGAGUUGUCUCAGACACUUUGCCUUGAUUUCACAGUGACAGAACGCGUUGCUGGCGUCUCUACUGUUGUGGAGCUCAUACCCCGAGGGGCUGACAAGUAUGUUACUAGUAACAACUUGGGAGAAUACUACAAGCAUAUCCUUCACUACCGACUCUUGGAACAAGCGAAGCCACAAAUCAGGGAGCUGGUAUUGGGCUUCUUGGAUGUUGUUCCGCAAGAGCCGCUGGCCAUCUUUCACGCCAAAGAACUCGAGUUGACACUGUGCGGCCUGCCCAGAAUUGAGGUCGGCGAUUGGAAGGCAAACACACGAUACUCUGGAGCUCUCGCUGCAAAUGGACCUGAUGACAAACUGGUCCAAUGGUUUUGGGAGAUUGUAGACAAUUUUGACAAUGAGGGCAGAGCCCGUCUGCUUCAGUUCGCGACGGGAAGCUCGGGAGUAUCCACCAGUGGAUUCGCAGCCCUCAAAGGUGCUGACGGCGCCUUCAAGAGCUUUGCCAUUCACGGAACAGGUGCCCCUACCAAUGCCCUCCCCAGAGCACAAACAUGCUUCAACCGUAUCGACUUGCCCAGCUACAAAACCAAAGAAGAUAUGCUGAGCAAGAUCGAACUGGCAAUGGAGCUCUCGUUAGUGGGAUUCGGUAUGGACUGAAGCAAAAAGGCACCAGUACCAUAGAAAUAGCACGAGUACAAAGCAUCCGUACACUUGGUAGAAUAGAAAGCUCUUUUCAUUCGUUUACGUAGAUCUGCCAAAGAUGGACUGAAGCAAAAAGGUUCCAGUAGCAUAGAAAUAGCACGAGUACAACGCAUCCGUACACUUGUUACGGUGCUGUAGCAUAGAAAGCUAUUAGGAUUUUGACUUUUCAUUGGUUUACGUUGAUCUGCCAAAGAUGG